Molecule: messenger RNA, 10332 nt
Organism: Paramisgurnus dabryanus
Lineage: Eukaryota; Metazoa; Chordata; Actinopteri; Cypriniformes; Cobitidae
Product: trinucleotide repeat-containing gene 6A protein-like
Biological process (GO): positive regulation of nuclear-transcribed mRNA poly(A) tail shortening; miRNA-mediated post-transcriptional gene silencing
Cellular component (GO): P-body; nucleoplasm
Molecular function (GO): nucleic acid binding
Source: RefSeq, a predicted model, not a curated record
GAAGCGUCUGAGCUCUUCCUGCUGUUACAGGGGAUGAAUGCAUGAAUGCGAAAGAAGAAAAUGGCGUUUGAGCAGGACAAAUGUUUCCCCUCUUCGAUUCUGCAAAUGUGUUGAAUUUCUGUAGCCUUAUUAUUUGCUUUCAUUUCAUCUCUACUGCACUUUAAACUACCAGAGAGAAUUGGAUGCUAUUGUCACCAAAGACAUUUGAAGAGAAGCAACACAGGGAAAUCUUUGAAAACACGGAUGGAGUGUGGAUGGAUGACAGGGUAGAGCGCAGUGGAAUGACUGUAAGGAAGAGGGGGCUGGUUUGAAGUGCCAGAACAUAUCAAGUCCAGUUUCAGCCAGCCUCAGUCUGCCAAUUAGAACAGCAGCAUCUCAACUGUAACCUGCGCCAUCAGCAAUGCCAAGAGGGCCCCAGCCAGCGGCCAGCCCCAAACCCUGCCUCGGUACCCGCUCUGUGAAGAUCCGCCGCAUCUCUGUCAGCACAAAUAGAAACAGCUGUUGAAGUGUGGGCAGUCCCUCACGGUCCUUGCUGCCACCCUGGGAACUCAAGUGCAGCUUAACUCUAGCCAGGCAGGGGAGCUUACGACUGAGAGGCCUUUACUACACUGCGUCCAAAGCCACCUCUCAGGCAUGGCUCCCAUUCGGGAUUCUGUCAGCCACUCCCCUAACCAAACAGGUUUAGAACAUGCUGGACUGGAAUCUCAGUUUGAAAAUUCACCGUGGAGCUCUAGUUCACCUUGCAGUGACUCAAACAGUAACUGGGGAAAAGUCAUUGUAGAUAAAGGACCCUGGUCCUCCAUCACUAGUAGUGACCCAGAGUUAGCCUCAGAAUGUAUGGAUGCUGAUUCUGCCUCCAGCUCUGGGUCUGAAAAAAAUCUAAGUAUAAUGGCUUCUGGAAACACUGGCGGUGACAACAAUGGCAAUAGGCAAGGAUGUAGUCAAGGUUCUCAUUUCAUGGUUGCAAAUGGCAGCAAUAAUGUGGCUAAUGGGAGUGUUAAGGGGCCUUGGGGUGUAUCCAACGGCUCGAUGCUAAGCACAUGUCAAGGCUCCGGGGAGAGCCCCAGCGGCAAGCUGGUAGAAAGCAGCCAUGGCAAAAUUAAUGCAUGGGGCACCCAAGGUUCCUCAACCAAUGGAGGUAUAAAUCCAAGCACUUUGAUCCCAAAUGCCAACCAUGGUGCCUGGCCCAUUCUUCAGAACACCGGGCCCAACCCCCAUGGUCCUGUUGGGAAUGGUGGCACCAACACUCAACUAAGCACCAUAGGUCAAACACCCUGCAUGCAGAGUAUCAACUCUAAGAUGUCUUGGGGAUGCCUGCAGGAAAAUAUGUCUGAAGCUGAAAUCAAUGGUACAAGCAAGGUUCAAAGCGGGCAGCCUCAAAACCUUAACACUGAAUUUAAUGGACCAAAUAACACUACUAACAUGAUGACCUCUAGUUUACCAAACUCUACAGGUUCAAUACAGAUGAAUGAACAGCCCCCAGGGCACCGAGCCUGGCCUAUGAACACAGGGGGCUCUUCUCAGCUCCCUAUUUCUUCAGUCUCUAAUGGCACUUCCAUUUCUCAACAUGGCAACAGUGAGGGAAUAAACAGCGGGUCUUAUGGUACAGCAUGGGGCAUUCCGCCCAGCACUAAUUACUCUGGAGACAAAUGUCCUAUCCCUAAAGGCCAAGCUGUGGGCGACACUGUGAAUGCAACUCUAAUGCAGUCUGGAGCCAAUGGUUCCUCUGUGAGCGCUGCUUCUUUAAAAAAUAAUAAUAAUGGGAUGGGUGGUCGUGGAGGAGGAUGGGACUCCACGUCCACUACCUCACAAAAUAUUUCUUGGGGUGCUGGCAAUGGUGUGGGCCCAGCUGGGAUACCUCGACCUUGGGGAAGUGCCUCCUCCUCCUCUUCAUCUUCUUCUUCAUCCUCUUCAAACACUGGCACUAAGGUCUCAAAUGGGGAGUGGAACACUUUGCCCAGCAACAGUCAGCAUUCCAAUGAUGGCACGAAUGGAGGCAGGAAGGGAACAAAUGGAUGGAAGUCCUUGGAAGAUGAUGCUCUCGGUAUAGGGAGCUCUGGUCAGGCAUCACAAGGCAGCACAUGGAACAAAUCUACAGGCAGUGAAGGAAGUGGAGAAAGCUCAGAAGGUCGCAGUGAGAGGGAUGGACAGCGUAGCGGCAACCGAAGAAGGGGUAAUCAACAGGGCAUGAUAACUGCAGCUCUCUCUAAAAUUGAAGUGGAUCCCAGGGUCUUGUCCAACACAGGAUGGGGACAAACCCCAGUCCGUCAGAACACUGCCUGGGAUGUAUCCAAUCCUGAUAAAAAGCCAGGAAAUGGGCAGAUGGGCUGGGGCCAUGCUCCACCUAAGGCAUCUAACUCAGGUGGGUGGGGAGAUGGACCCAGCAACAACAGUAGCGAUUCUUCCAUGUCUGGAUGGACUGAACAGAAACCAUCAACUGGCUGGGGUGAAACCAAAGGAUCUGGUGGGCAAAGUGGUUGGGAGGAGGCUUCUUCUGUUACACUGAACAAGAAUAGUUCCUCAUGGAAUGGUAGCAAUGAUGAAAAGUCCUCCUCUUGGAAUAAUGCACAAAAAGCAAAGCAGGGAUGGGGCGGCCCUUCUGCUGGAGAUGGAUGGGGUGGAGAAGGCCCAAAAGGAAACCACUGGGUAGAGCCCCAGAAAUCUAGUUCCAGUGGUUGGGACAGGGACAGUGACAGUGAUCGUUCUGGAUCAGGCUGGAGCGAGACGGGUCGCUGCAGAACAAGCAACACCUGGGGAGGCAGUGGAGGCACAAACACUCCUGACCAGAGUGCUUCAACCACAGGAUGGGGCGAAUCAACCAAGACCAACAAUCAAAACCAAGCCUGGGGCGAGCCAAUCAAACCAAGCCACUCCAACUCUACUUGGAGUGACACCACAAAACCGAACAACUCUUCUGAGUGGGGCAAAUCCCAAGAUACCAGCAUGGGAACAUUCAGGAGUGGCAACACUCCUCAGACUGGAACCCCUGGUCAGAACAAGCCUACAGGAUGGCUGGGAGGCCCAGUUCCUACUGCCUCUAAAGAAGAAGAAUCCUCUGGAUGGGAAGAGCCAUCUCCUGAAUCCAUCAGGCGUAGAAUGGAGAUUGAUGAUGGUACUUCAGCAUGGGGAGAUCCCAACAAAUAUAAUAAUGGUAGUGUAAACAUGUGGAACAAGAACACUGCUGGAGAGCAGGAUAGCAUGGCUGUUUCUCAGCCCCCACAAGCCCAAAGCUCCAUGGCUCCAAAAGAAAAGAACAGCAGCAGCUCAGGAUGGGGAGAGCCAUAUGGUGGGCCACAAAAAAUGGAGUCCUCUACCUGGGUUGACCCUGCUGCUCCACCUGUCUCUGUGGACAAUGGUACUUCUGCUUGGGGUAAGCCUGUUGAUUCAGGCUCCAGCUGGGAAGUACCAGGGAGGGAAAACUCAGGAGGAAAUGGCUGGGGCAAUGCUGCUGUAGGGCAACAGUCACAGCACAAGUCUGGAUCCAAACCUAUGCAAGACAACUGGUGUGGAGAGGAGAUGUCCAUGGCAGGGCACUCCAACUGGGGAGAAGAAGAGGAAGUAGAAAUAGGCAUGUGGAACAACAAUCCAUCACAAGAAACUGGAAACUGGUCCUACAAGAAGAUGCCACCAAAGUUGAAUAAAGGACCCAACAAGCAGGAUGAUUCUCCGUGGAUGAAUCAGUUUGUGAAACAGUUCAACAACAUGUACCCUAGGGACUCCGCUGAGGAUUCCAUGAAGGGAAAUAAGAUGGAUAUGUCUGGAGGAAUGGUGGAAAAGCGCAUGGAUGUUGACAAGCAUGUACUUAAUAUGGGGGAGUAUGGAAAAGCUCCUGCCUCACGUCACCAGAUCCACAAAGACUCAUCCAUGGACCGCAAUCCCUAUAUGGAUAAGCUUUCACUGCCAGUAUAUGAUAGCACUGUAGCAGAGGAGCCCCAAAACUCACAGAUCACUUCCAUGCAGAAUAUCAGCUUUUCCCCUACAAAUAGUGCUCAACCAAACCAGUGCAGCUUGCCAGGGCCCCACCUUCCAAACUCUGCCUCUGUUAGGCAGAAUGUAAACAUGUACAGUGUCGGUAAUGCAGCACAAGGCCGGAAUGCCCAGCAGCCUUCAGCACAACCUCUCAAUUCUGCUCAGCCCAAUCUACGUAACCAAGUGCCUCCUCCACUACAUCCCUCUCAGGUCCCGCCACCCCUGUUGAAGUACUCUCCCAAUAAUGGAGGUCUGAAUCCUCUUUUCGGCCCACAGCAGGUGGCUAUGCUGAACCAGCUUAACCAGCUGUCUCAGCUCUCUCACAUUAAUCAGUUACAGCGUCUCCUCUUACAGCAAAAAGCGCAAACCCAGAGGGCCAUGCCUGUUAACAGCCGCCAACAACAGGAACAGCAGGGUCGUGGUCUGGGCCCAUCUCAACAGAUGAUCCAGCCUCCCCGUCAUCUCGAUCCCUCCCUGAUGAAGCAGCAGAAUUCUCCCCAGCUGCCCUCAAUGCACCAGCCCAGCCUCAAGUCUUAUAUGGAGAACUUCAUGCCCCCCAAUGCCUCCGAUCUCCAGAAAGAACAAAGUUCCAUGAGCUCGUACAGUAAUUUCUCUUUAGGUGGGUGUUCUCCCCAUCUUCACGUAGGGCAGAAUGACUCAAUGUUGCACCAAGCUGCCAAGCCCAACACGAUGUUUGCCUCUGACAUGUCAGGCUAUCAGCCAGCUGGCAUUAGUCAAAGUCAUAGUCUCCUAGCCCCACCUAUGAGCAAUGGCCACAUGGUGCCAGGCUCUUCUGUGAACCCUCGGGUAGGAAAGAACUUCUGUCCUGACAGCAGCUCUCUGCCAGCAAGAGGCUUGAACCCAAACAUGAAUGUAAGCAACCUUGAUAUUAGUAGUGUUGGUUUUAAGGAGCCACAGUCCCGUCUAAAGAAGUGGACUGCAAUGGACAUUUCCGUUAACUCGCCACUUGAUCAAAACCCCAGCAAAACUGGUGCUAUAACGUCUGGCCUGAGGCUUGAAGACUCACCCUUUGGUCCAUAUGACUUCAUCAAUGCCAGUAAUGCUCCCAUCAGUCCUCCUGGCUCUGUGGGAGAUGGCUGGCCCAGCCGUGCCAAAUCACCUCAUGGUUCCACCAAUGUCAACUGGCCACCAGAGUUUCGUCCUGGUGAGCCCUGGAAAGGAUAUCCAAACAUUGAUCCUGAAACUGACCCAUUCGUCACUCCUGGCAGUGUGAUUAAUAAUCUCUCCAUUAAUACAGUCCGGGAUGUUGAUCACCUCAGGGACAGGAACAAUGGGCCAUCCUCAUCACUUAACACCACGCUGCCUUCAAAUAGUGCCUGGACAUCCAUUCGUGCCUCCAACCACAAUAGUUCCCUUAGCAGUACAGCACAAAGCACUUCAGCCAGAAACAGUGACUCCAAAUGGUCUCCUGGUACAGUUACCAACACCUCUUUGGCUCAUGAGCUGUGGAAGGUUCCUCUCCCCUCAAAAGGUAUCUCUGCUCCGUCCCGCCCCCCGCCUGGCCUCACAGGCCAGAAACAGCCCUCGUCUUGGGACAACGGCUCUCUGAGAAUGGCAGGCUGGGGCAGCUCUGAAUCCAGAUACACCUCUGGUUCCAGCUGGGGUGACAGCAGCUCAGGGAGAACUAAUUGGCUUGUACUCAAAAACCUCACACCUCAGAUUGAUGGCUCCACCUUGCGAACUCUGUGCAUGCAGCACGGUCCACUGAUCACAUUCCAUCUGAACCUUCCCCAUGGCAAUGCUGUAGUCUGUUACAGCUCUAAGGAGGAGGCGGCCAAAGCCCAAAAGUCACUGCACAUGUGUGUUUUAGGGAACACUACUAUUCUUGCAGAGUUUGCUAGUGAAGAGGAAAUUAAUCGUUUCUUUGCACAAGGUCAGUCAAUGACUGCCUCUCCCAGCUGGCAAACACUGGGCUCUUCUCAGAACCGGAUCGGAUCCAUCGAGGGUUCCCACCCCUACGCAAACCGCACUGAUCCAAAUCACUGGAACGGCAGCGGGCUGUCAGGAGCUAGCAGUGGAGACCUGCAUGGUUCGUCUCUCUGGGGUGUUCCCAAUUACUCCACGAGCCUGUGGGGCAACCCCAGCGGCGGUGAGGGGGGGAGAAUCAACAGUCCCUCCCCCAUCGGCUCUUUCCUACCUGUUGACCAUCUAAGUGGAGGUGGGGAGUCCAUGUAGUGCAUCGUUCACCUUCUGACUUUAAACGAAAAAAGACAAAAAAAAUCAACAACAUACAAACCCGUGACCUCAAUGUGGAGUAGUUAAUCAUAAUCAUAUGACCAUAUAUAUAUAUAUAUAUAUUAUAUAUGAAAAAAAUCAAAUGGCACUAGUUAGACUUUUCUUCACUUACAAAAAAAGCAAAAAAAAAACAAAAACAAUGCGGGGUCACCCUGUGGAAACAAGUUACGUUUUUUCUGCACAUAUGUCCACUUUGUUUUAGCCCAAAACAUAUCAGUUUGAAUACUUGAAUCAUGCAGGCCAAUUCUAUAUAAUGUGAAAGGAUGUAUUUACACUUCCAGGUAGUGCUCUUCAUACAGAAAAAAGCUUCAGUUGAGCUCAUCUGUUUAUUCAUCAUGUUUAUUUGAAUUCCAAUUCUUUUUGGUUUAUUAUUUGCGUUUUGUUUGCUGACAAUGUUGGAGUUUGAGCUUUUUUUAACUUUGCACUGAAUGUGGUUUUUCUCAGUAUAAUCUGCAAUAUGGAGGGAGCCGACAGUUCCAGUGUAGUUGUUUACUCAAGGAUGUUCUUAAAAGUGUGCGCUCUACUAUGCCUUGAUGUACGCCUACCUUCUUGUGGUAUUGUGGAGUUCAAGAUCAAGAUAUAGAUAUGCUGACUUAGGAUUAUUUGAUGAUAUUACAGAAAUAAGUAUUGCACCGAUUUUGUUUUAAACUAAAGAAUUUAGCUCUGCAGUGUAAAAAACUGUAGCCACAGCUGUGACUUGCAAACCCAACCUGCAAGCCAGGGGGAACAGCACUUUCAAAAUAGGCUUUCAAUUUUGAUUUGGAGGCGUCACAAUGUGCCCUCUUGUUUACAAAACUUUUUGAGGGGGAAAGUAUGGUCAUUCUUCCUUUAUUUUAAUGAUAAAAUUACAAAAAUGCAUAAAGAGUAUAAAAAAAGAUGAAAAAAAAUUAUAAAAUGAAGAAAAAAGACAAAAAAAGAAGAAAAACACAAAAAAUAAACUAGAAAAAAAAAAAUCUUGAGGAUGAAGACGAAGCUUUCUAUCUCUGGGAAUACUGAUCAGUGUUUGGCCAUGUCAUUGGUUAUUUUAUCUAUUCCUCUUGUCUGCUAAAUAACCAGCAUGGUUCUCAGGAAAUAUAGCCAGUUUUCCCCCAUAGAAACUCCUUGUAGGAAAAUAUCCAACUUUUAGCACUGAAACUACUUAUAGCUCUGUAAGUUUUUCUCUGCCAAAUAACUGCUUUAAGCUGGAGACAUUCUACACAUACUGCUUUCAAAUAUGCUGUCUUUUUAUUAAUGAGUGGAUAUGGUUUGCUGAAUCACUAUCUAGUCCCCUUUUCCCACCGAGUGGCUCAAUGUUUUCGCUUUGUGACCGUCGAAGUAACUGUCAAAUGUCAUGAGAAAAAGCCGAAAUCUGUAACUAUGCAUACUGUAGCCAAUGACUCGACCUACAGAAUCGCUUUUUCUUCGUCUGAAGGUAAUGUUUUAUAUGUUUCAAUAAUUUGCGUAUAUACACUUGUUUUCCUCAUCGCCAGAGCUGGUGUUAAAGAAAAUCUUGUUUGGUUAUUUUAACAGUGCAAAAGUCGUCCACAUUUCAUUGCCUUGAUUCAAAUUGUGUCCGAAGAUGCAACACAAGUCAAGUGGCUUUUAACUGUUUACAAAUAGAAGAUGAUUGUAACGUGUACAGUACGUGGUUGUUGUGUUAAUCUGAAGUAAGUUCCUUACAAUAGUAAUAAAUCAAUGUUUUUGGCUGCUCAUUAUCAUUUUAUUUUGGUUUGAUUUUAUUUUAUUUUUGUUUAGUUUUUUUUUCCUUUCCCCCUUUUUUCCCCUUCCUCAAAGCUGGUUUGUCAUUAAAAAUGGCUUGCCUCUGUACUUGUGGCCAAGGAAGGCUGGAUCAGAGGUGAAUGUAAUCUAUUGCUGGUAGUUUAAAUACAUGCAUUUAAAUAAUGUGCAUAUAUUUACUUUUUAUUGUACUAUAUUUUAGGUGCACAAUUUAUGAGACGCUUCAAAGAGCGAGAGAGGGAGAGAAAGAUGUCAGCAUUAGGCUAAGCCAUGGACCUUAAUAUUUGUUUAAGCUGUGUUUCUCCAUUUUAUUUUAUUUGAGAGAGAGAACUUGAUUGGUGUGUUAAGUUAUCCAUAUUUAAUGACUCGUAAGCAUCGUACAAAACCCUGAGUAUUACUCUUGACUUUAUGGUUGCGUGCCAGUAUUGAACCAUUUUAAGUAACCGCUUUACCAAAUAUUCUUCAAUCAAAGGAUUUGUUUACUUAAUUCCAGACCUGGCUUAUCUGAUUUUGUUUGACAAAUUUUAAGUGGAACAUAAAAAAAACUGGUCGUUUUGGAGGGAUGAAUACAUUACGAAAGCCGAAAAUUAUUUUUUGCAAUUGCACUUGGUGUAUAUAAUAAACUUAAAAGGUUGUACUGUAUUUUUGUUUUCCGAGGGCAAAGUGUAGCUUUGGAGAACUGGAUGUCUUGGUUGGAGAACUUUGCCUUUUUAAAUCUUUUAUUCUUUAUGUACAUUGGCUCUAUACUCUUUAAUUGUGAGACAGCGUUUUGUGUGUUUGUGCCUGCAUGCUAGAGUGGUCCCCACUCCAUUCCUGCGCAUCAGGAGCCCUAGUAUUCUCCUCUCGUAUAGGCUACUAAUGCGGUCUGUCUUGGGGGCGUAUCACUGAUUCGAUUGCCGUGACUUUAUUUACUCCCUUAAUGUGGAUUGCUUGAAAAUCAUCGUGCUUUAGAGUUACAUGUUUGUAUGUGUUAGUUAUUGUCUUGCAAUUGGCGCCCGAGCUUUAACAGUGCUAGGAUCUUCCCUGCUGUCUUUGCAACUGUGCUAGUGUCCUUGUUCUUUUUUUUCUUUUUUUGAAGUAAGUGAGCAUAGGGAAAAGCCAUUGGCACCCAGUUUAUUUCCACUUUUAAUUAUUAGUUUGUUUUCUUCCCCUUCCUUUUAUCGUUCUUUUCCUCUUAAUUUCAUUUUAUGUACGUGCAGCUCUUUGGUGUUAGACAGAACUGUCAUGCUGAGACAUUUUGAUAAUUCACUGUCAUGCCAAAUUACAGAGUCGGGGGGAGGAAAGGGAUUUGUUCUUUUGUAAAAGCUGGACAAUGUAUAUGCUUCAAAUAUGUCACUUGCAAAAUGGAUGUUUUGAGGAUAUUCAUGAGCAAUGUACAAUCCCCGUUUUUAUAGUCGGGUACAAGUUCAAAGAAGCGACUUGGCCUGACGUUCUACUUUUGUACUGAAAAUGUCAUUGUUUUCUGAUUUAUCCUGUGAGCAAAUAUUAUACCCAUGUCUUUUAAAUGGUUCCUACUGUUGAACAAUGUGCUAAGGCAAUUGACUUAACAAACUGUGAGUAUUGCUGUCAUGUCAUUAUAAACCCUAAAAGCUUUAGUAAAACCAGCACAAGAAACGGAUGAACGCAAGUUUAAGUCUAAACUUCCACCAUGGAGAAAUUCUAAGAAAGUCUAUGCAGUGUAAGGUGAGGCUUCCAUGUCUGUCUUUGCUUAAUAAAAUCCUAACCGCGGUGUAGUGGUGGGAUUUAAAAAUACGAUUCCUGUGAUGUGCCAUGAUUGAAAUGGAUUUUAUUUUAUUUUUUGUCACGAAAUUUGGCCAGUUGUAGCAAAUGGAGGGUUGCAUUGACAUUUCCUCUUUCACAGCGUGAAUAGGCUGUGAAAUGGCAAAUUCUCAACUCCAACAUUUCUAGAGGUCUGUCAAGAAAUAGUUUGCUCACAUGUAACCUAUAUGCACACUGCUUUGGUAGACUGUUUGAAAAUGAAAAGAAAUAAACAUCAAUAAGAUUACUCGAAUGAGCGGGAAGUUCUUUUCAGUGUCUUCCUGGGGUCAUCUUAGAAUUUUAACUUGGGGAACUGCACUUUUUGAAGGACAAUCCUUUAUUUGUAUUCGUAACAAUUGACACAAGGUUUAGUCUAAUAAUACAUGGUAGAUACUCAAAUGUGUAGUGAUGAAUGUUAUAUGUAAUGCUGUUUUUUUUUUCUCUUUGUUGCUUGGUUUUCAUUUUUAGUACCUUAAGUGCAUAUGUAACGAGGUAGUUGAGGUAGUAAAGUAGUUUUUAGGUCUUUUGUUGGCUGUACUUGUAGACUGAUAACUGUUUGUAAAGUCCUGAUCUUGAUAUCGGAAUACAAAGCUGUAUAACUUGGGUACAACCCGCAAUAAAGCCUAACAGUGA